This is a messenger RNA of Punica granatum (pomegranate), 1983 nucleotides long. The record is from RefSeq and is a predicted model, not a curated record. NCBI's taxonomy places the organism in Eukaryota, Viridiplantae, Streptophyta, Magnoliopsida, Myrtales, Lythraceae.
AAUUUUACGAAACGGUCUCUUCCCUCCUCAGCUCAGCUCAGCUCCCCCCGACCGACCAAGACAUGAUAUGACAUGAUACCGUCGUCCCCGAAGAAGAUGAGCGAGCGAUCAGCGAAAGCGAGGAAGUACAGACCCACUUCCCCCUCCACUUUCAUCCUCCCCACCAUGGCCCGCAAGUCCUCCUUCCUCAAGCAAGCCCUAGCUGCCCUCCUCCUCCUCUUCGCCCUCUACGCUUUCUUCUCCGCCUUCCUCACUCCCGGCGACCCUUCCCCCUCCUCCUCCACCGGCGAUCCCCUCUCUGUUUCCCGCGAAUCCUCCUUCCCGGACGUUCAGCCCCCCAAAUUCCCCCCUCCCGUCAGAACCUACAUGUACGAUCUGCCCCGGAAGUUCACCUACGGCGUCAUCGAGCACCACUACCUGGCGCGUGGAGGCCACGCUCCCCCCUCCGACGCCGACCUCAAGUACCCCGGCCACCAGCACAUGGGUGAGUGGUACCUCUUCUCGGACCUCAGCCGCCCCGAGGCCGAUCGCUCCGGGUCGCCGGUGGUCCGGGUCUCCGAUCCCGAGGAGGCCGACCUGUUCUACGUCCCCUUCUUCUCAUCCCUCAGCCUGAUCGUGAACCAGGGGCGGCCGGCCGGGACGGCCCCGACCUACGUGGACGAAGAGAUUCAGGAGGAGCUGGUGACUUGGCUCGAGGGCCAGGAGUACUGGCGGAGGAACAGCGGCCGGGACCAUGUCAUCAUAGCCCAGGAUCCUAAUGCCCUCUACCGGGUCAUUGACCGGAUCAGGAAUGCUGUCUUGCUGGUCUCGGACUUCGGACGGCUGAGGCCGGAGCAGGCCUCGCUGGUGAAGGACAUUAUACUGCCCUAUUCCCACCGCAUCAAUACCUACAAUGGGGAUGUCGGGGUCGAGAAGCGCAAGACCCUUCUCUUCUUCAUGGGCAAUCGAUUCCGGAAAGAGGGAGGAAAGAUUCGCGAUUUGCUUUUCAAUAUACUUGAGAAAGAGGAGGAUGUAAUAAUGAAACAUGGGGCUCAAUCUCGAGAGAGCAGAAGAGCAGCUACGCAAGGGAUGCACACAUCUAAGUUUUGCCUUAACCCUGCUGGGGAUACUCCAUCUGCUUGUCGUCUUUUUGAUUCUAUUGUUAGCUUGUGUGUUCCCGUUAUCAUAAGUGACAGUAUUGAGCUGCCAUUUGAAGAUGUUAUAGAUUAUAGGAAGAUUGCGAUUUUCGUGGACACUGCAUCUGCACUGAAGCAGGGGUUUUUAGCUUCCUUGCUGAGAGGAGUGGCAGAGGAGAGGGUCUUGAAGUAUCAGAAAGAACUGAACAAGGUAAAGAGAUACUUUGAGUACGGUGAGCCUAACGGGACAGUGCACGAGAUAUGGCGCCAAGUGUCGCAGAAACUUCCCCUUAUCAAACUAAUGAUCAAUCGUGAUAAAAGGAUUGUCAAGAGGGACUUGGAUAGACCUGGCUGCUCCUGUCUCUGUACAAAUAAGACGGGGGUCAUUACCACCUUAUGAUUGUCGACACCAUAUUUCUAAUGGUAUCUCUUAUGGUACGUCCUCCGUAAACUCCCACUCUACUUGACGUGGCUGGUUCAGAAUAGGAUGAGAAAAAGCAGCAGUUGCAGAGGAGUGAAUUAUUAAUGACUCGUGAACAUCAUAGGACCCUCAUUAGAUGUUUGAAAGGGAUACGGUGAGUACAAAAGCAACAUUAAUCUGAAUUCCUGAUCUCUCUUUUUGAAUUUGUAGAAGAGCUGCUUCUGUGCCUCCCCAUAUAGUAACAUUUUAAUGGCUUCUCUUCUUUUUAUUUGCUGCGCGAUUUUGCCUGAUACAUAGCCUUCAUUUUGCGCUGGAGGAAGAUAGGAGAAACCCAACAUAUAGUCGGAUUCUUUAUGGUGCUAUGAAUGAUUUGUUGUAUAUUGUACUGAAUAAACUGUGAAAGUAUGUUAACUUGUUAUUUCCUGGAAAAGUUCGGUUUCUUUCUUA